AUGCCUUCACUAGGUCUGAUUACGUUGCUUUUCUUCGUCUCUGGUGUUAUUAGGGCGUCCGGCAGAUCUCGCGGCUGGCGUCCGCCUUUCAAGCCCAGAUACCGCAUCUCGCCAAUUGAUGGCUCAAAGAUUGCUUUGCCAACCAAAGAACAACUUGCGUUCCAAGACCGCGAAAUCGGCGCAUUGAUUCACUUCGACGUCGCGACCUGGCUCAGCAUUGAUGGGUGUAAUUCGGACCCGUCCUUGGUGCCGAAUGCGUCGCUUUUUGAUCCUACACUCAUCAACACAAAUCAGUGGUUCGACAGCGUCACUUCUCUUGGUGUCAAGUAUGCCGCCCUGGCUGUGAAGCAUUAUUGCGGCUUCGCAAGUUGGCCGAGCCAAGUCACAUUCCCAACUCGCCAUGGCAAUCAGAGGAUCCGCUACAACUACACAACUACUGAUUCGCCACUUGACGGCCUGGACGUUGCCAAGGAGUUUGUGGACUCUGCAAGGGAAUAUAAUGUUGGCCACGGGUCCUACUAUAGCGUUGUUGUGAACAAUUUUCUCAACGCCCAAAAGUCGCGAGUUCGGACCAGCAAGUUAUCGCCCGGCCGGGUGGGAAUCACAAAUGCAACUUGCAAUCAAAUCGUGUUAGAUCAACUUUCUGAGCUUUAG
This is a messenger RNA of Metarhizium acridum CQMa 102, 654 nucleotides long. RefSeq lists its product as uncharacterized. Gene Ontology annotation, molecular function: alpha-L-fucosidase activity. Gene Ontology annotation, biological process: fucose metabolic process; glycoside catabolic process. The record is from RefSeq and is a predicted model, not a curated record. Lineage: Eukaryota; Fungi; Ascomycota; Sordariomycetes; Hypocreales; Clavicipitaceae. Gene Ontology annotation, cellular component: lysosome.